Molecule: messenger RNA, 1795 nt
Organism: Salarias fasciatus (jewelled blenny)
Lineage: Eukaryota; Metazoa; Chordata; Actinopteri; Blenniiformes; Blenniidae
Gene: slc1a7a
Product: solute carrier family 1 member 7a
Exons: 11
Coding region: 1-1746 (581 amino acids)
Biological process (GO): L-glutamate transmembrane transport
Cellular component (GO): plasma membrane
Molecular function (GO): L-glutamate transmembrane transporter activity; glutamate:sodium symporter activity; neutral L-amino acid transmembrane transporter activity
Source: RefSeq, a predicted model, not a curated record
AUGGCGGUGGCUCUGGAUGAAGUGUGGGGGCGGGUGAAGAACGUCUGCAAGCAGAACGGGCUGCUCAUCCUGUCGGUGCUGGCCGUGGUCAUCGGCUGCCUGCUGGGCUUCUUCCUCAGAGGCAAGCAGCUCUCCGAGCAGGAGGUGAAGUAUUUCCAGUUUCCCGGAGAGCUGCUGAUGAGGAUGCUGAAAAUGCUGAUCCUGCCGCUCGUCGUCUCCAGUCUCAUGUCUGGCCUCGCCGCUCUGGACGCCAAGUGCUCCAGCCGCCUGGGCAUCAUGACCAUCUCCUACUACCUGUGGACCACCUUCGUGGCGGUGGUGGUGGGCAUCGUCAUGGUGUACAUCAUCCACCCGGGCGGCGCCGCUCAGAAGGAGGACUCCGACGAGAGCAAGAAGCCCAUGACCAGCUCGGCGGACGCCCUGCUGGACCUCAUCCGCAACAUGUUUCCAGCCAACCUGGUUCAAGCUACUUUCCAGCAGUAUCGGACCCAGAGAGUGGCUGAGCUCAUCCCCAAACCGACGGUGGCCCAGCUGCUGGACGAGACCACCACCCGGAGGGUCUACAUCUACGGCAUCCAGGACGACAACGGCACCGACGUCCAGAACUUCUCCCUGGACCUCACCCCGCCUCCGGACGUCAUCGUGAAGACGUCGCCCGGCACCAGCGAAGGCAUGAACGUGCUGGGGAUUGUGAUCUUCUCUGCGACCAUGGGAAUCAUGCUGGGGAGAAUGGGACCCAAUGGAAGCGCCUUGGUCAACUUCUGUCAGAGCCUGAAUGAGGCCGUUCUGAAGAUUGUGGCCAUUGUUAUCUGGUAUUUUCCCUUUGGCAUUGUGUUCCUGGUUGCCGGAAAGAUCUUGGAAAUGGACGAUCCGUCCGCUAUGGGGAAGAAGCUGGGCUUCUAUGCCAUCACGGUGGUAAUGGGCCUGGUGCUGCACGGAUUGUUCAUUCUGCCUGCCAUGUACUUCUUCAUCACCAAGAAGAGCCCCAUCGUUUACAUCAGAGGCAUUCUUCAGGCCCUGCUCAUCUCCUUGGCCACAUCUUCAAGCUCCGCCACUCUGCCUAUCACCUUCAAGUGCCUCCUGGAGAACAACCACAUCGACAGACGCAUCAUCCGCUUCGUCCUGCCGGUCGGCGCCACCAUCAACAUGGACGGCACGGCGCUGUACGAGGCCGUCGCCGCCAUCUUCAUCGCUCAAGUCAACAACUAUGAGCUCGACUUUGGGCAGAUUAUCACCAUCAGCAUCACCGCCACGGCCGCCAGCAUCGGCGCGGCCGGGAUCCCGCAGGCCGGACUGGUUACCAUGGUGAUCGUCCUGACCUCCGUGGGCCUGCCCACCGACGACAUCACGCUCAUCAUCGCCGUCGACUGGGCUCUGGAUCGAUUCAGGACCAUGGUCAACGUGAUGGGAGACGCCUUGGCCACAGGCAUCAUGGCUCACAUCUGCAGAAAGGACUUUGUCAAAGAAGGAGAACAGGUGCCUCUGAUCUGUGAAACUAAACCCAUGAUCAGCAUCCAGCAGAUGAUGACCUAUCAGAACCAGAAAAACGGCGGCUACCAGCCGCCGCCGCCCGGCAGCAAGCAGGACCACCUGUCCCCGGACGUGGCCCGCCUCAUCCAGCUGGAGGAGGGGAUCCGGCCAAUAGAGAAGAAGAAGCACGGCCACGCCUCCUCUCACCACAAGAGAGAGCACAGGGACAAAGACCACUGCUCCAUCGACAUGAACGGCCUGGAGACUAACGUAUAAAGCCGAACGCUUCGCCCAGACUUGACUGGAACGUUGCCGGCUGAGGUCA